This is a messenger RNA of Trametes versicolor FP-101664 SS1, 1002 nucleotides long. RefSeq lists its product as uncharacterized. NCBI's taxonomy places the organism in Eukaryota, Fungi, Basidiomycota, Agaricomycetes, Polyporales, Polyporaceae. The transcript has a single exon. The coding region runs from base 158 to 853 and encodes 231 amino acids. The record is from RefSeq and is a predicted model, not a curated record.
CGCCGCCUCACACCGAAGCCUACCGCGUCUACACACCGAAGCCGACUCGGUUACCGACCAUGCAUCCCGCCCGGUGCGCCCAGAGCGUUCUCCUCUGCGUACGCGGACAGGUACGUGGGGUCCGCGGGGUAUCGGCUCUGGUGCGGACCGCGGGGGCAUGACGUCCUUCGAAAGACGGGUACAGGAAAAGAAGCUCGCGCUCCUCGACGCCCACACAGGCUCCUCGCCUCAUUCCGGCCACCGGCGCGAACCUGCGCACUGCGAUGCGGCGGACACAUACCGGGACGUCGACGACGACUGCGAAGAUACGCCUAGACUAGGGUCCACAUGCGUAGUCAGAGACGCGCCAAUCCGGGGUGCGCUGGUUUCGGAUGAGCACGCAGCAAACCCCUCCGGGUCUCGCAUACGCACCUCGCGCCUGCUGCCUCUGCCACCCCCGCGUCUGUCAAGAACGGGGAGCUUCGCCGCCGGCGCGGGACAGGACCGCUGCGAUGUCCCCGCGUCGGUGUCCGCCUUCGACUCCCUCCGCAUAUCUCGCUCGCGCAGUCGUGGCGAGCUUCCUACUGGCGCCAGCUUCAUCGCCGAACGGUACUCUGCACAUCCGCCGCCCUUGGUGGCUUCGACGUCAAGCUCGUCCUCGUCGGAGCAACUCGCCGGAUCCCACUGCUACGGGCAGCAGGUGGGCGAUGAUUAUACUGUCGCGCCGUCCAACUCUGGCCGGGACUUCUACCAUCGCCCGACCGAGGGGCUGCACAGCACUGGUUCUUCCGAUAGCUCCAUUGUGAAAGGACGUAUCGCCGCCUUCGAGGAACGUCUGAAGUUCUCGCACGACAUAGGUGCUGCGUAUACCUAACCUCUUCACGGCGACUCCCCGGGCAUGUGACGGUGGCCUUGUGAACGGGCGAGUUGAUUAUGGAUACAGUUACGGUUCAAACAACAUGAUACAAGCAGAUAAAAGCAGUGCUACAUUCUACAGUGUGAUGAAUUUACUCGAUGACGACG